AUGGCCUCGGCUGAAUGGUCCUUCGGUACGAUCUGCCAGCGCUUCCUAUCCGUCUUGGGGGCAAGAAUGCAUUAUGGUCAUCCUGAUUUCUUGGAUGGCUUUUGGGCCUCCAAUCGCGGCUCCUUGUCAAAAGCAUCUCCGACAAUCAACCUUUCGGAGGAUAUUUUUGCUGGCUUCAAUGUGCGGAUGAGAGGUGAAGCCUCCAAGCACGUGGAUACACUGGCCUGGGAGAAGGGUCGAGAGUCCUCCUUCAACGCUGCAGCGCUUUUCUACACCAAGGUCAGCAAGGGCAAUGUUGGCGUUAUGCGGUCACGGGAUCUGAAGAUACUUACCCAGAACAUGAAUGUGGUUGACAACUUCUCUUUCUAUUUUGCAUCUGUUGGUUUCUAUUUCAACAAUUUGCUAAUUGACAUCUCUGCAACGGUCUACGUGUUCCUCUUCAUUCUCCUCGCUCUGUGCUCCAAGUCUUUAACAGAUGUGGCAUCACUCGAUUCCAUGCUGGCGACAGAAUGGACGCUCUCAAUGGGAACAAUCGCCAUGUUUCCGCGCUUCAUGGAGCUAACGCUGGAAUACGGGCCUCUAGAAGGUCUCUUGCGUUUUCUGCCAUCAAUCCCUGGAUGCAUGACGAUGUUCACCUUCAUCAAUAAGUCCAUUGCUUCGGGUUUGCAGGAGACGAUGGUUACUGGAGAGGCGUCCUACAUUGCCACUGGCCGGCCAAAUGCCAACACGCAUUACAGCUGGAAGGAAUGCUACUUCAUCCAUUGUGCAUCGCACUACUAUCCAGCCUUGAAGGUUUUCAUCAGCUACUAUGCUUAUGUUCUUGUGUCGCAGGCGAUGGGAUUUUCCACACUACCAAUGAUGGUCCUGCUGGCCACCUCAUCCAUGUGGCUGAUUGCACCAGUGCUGUUCUGCCCACAGCCAACUUUGAGUUCGCUUAGUGGCGACUUGAAUGAGUUCUGGCAAUUCGCCAUCGCAGUGCCAGUUUGGACGGAUCGCUUUACGGUCGGACUUGAGCAAAUGAAGUCCACAGAGGAGCUCCUAAGGACCGGUUUGCGGGAUCCGCGCUCAUCCCUUUAUGAGUUCUGGUUACUGCGAGCCUUGGACCACAAAAGGUUCUCUUGCUUUCAGCGAGCCUGCUUCCUUCUUUGCGAGACGUGCUGUCUCGUAUUUCUGCUUGCCGUUAUGUACAGCUCUUUGAUUGACAACUAUUUUCUUGUGGUCUUGCUCUACGGAAUUCACUUUGUGCUGAUGGAGGUAUGGCGGCUUCUGAAUCGCCCCACAGUCAUCACGUUGCUGACCACGCUAAUGUGGCUGAUUGUGCCUGUUCUGACAGAUGUGCCGAUGCUGGAUAUGCUGGUCUUGCUAACGAUCGCGAUCCUGGCUCUGCGGGUCUUCCGGAGCCUGGCCCUUCUGACAGCAUGGCUCCUGCUCCGUCCCAACCUGGACUGGAAGCAAAUGCCUGAGCGAUCGGAAACAGAGCGAUCGGCCAAACAGGCUGCUGCUCGAACAAUGCAUCGAUAUGACAUGGUGGUUGAAUACUUGUAUGUCAACAUGAUGGGCCAUCAGCUUCAUUUGUAUGCGGCAGUGGCGAUCCUUCUCAUUAACCUGGUGGUGCAAUCGAUCUUAGUACUCUUAGAUGCUUCUUAUGGUCUUCACUCCUGGGCGCUGCUGAACUCACGUCUCCGGAGUAGGACCUGCUGCCAGCGUCGGCGUGGCUUCGAGCCAUGA
Messenger RNA from Durusdinium trenchii, 1728 nucleotides. Lineage: Eukaryota; Dinophyceae; Suessiales; Symbiodiniaceae. The record is from the annotation of a GenBank genome assembly.